This is a messenger RNA of Enterobius vermicularis (human pinworm), 525 nucleotides long. The record is from the annotation of a GenBank genome assembly. NCBI's taxonomy places the organism in Eukaryota, Metazoa, Nematoda, Chromadorea, Rhabditida, Oxyuridae.
AUGGUCAUAUAUUUGUUUCUCGCAUUAACUAUCUUCUCAACAGUUUAUUCUCGAUCUUGCCUGACACAGCACAGGUCACCAUGUGCAGUUCGUACACGCUCUUUCCCACUAGCAGUGUUUACCGGUGAUAGUACUGAAUCAUCAGGUAUGGAACCACCAGUUUAUGACGAGUUUAUUACCGUAGCUUCACCUUUUAACUUCUCUGCGCCACCGAAAGAAGGCUUCCGUAGCUUUUGUGAUUGCCCACUAAAUGACACUUGCUCCUUUGUUAACGACAGUUACGUGAUUGACAUUGACCGAACAAUUUCCCUGGCAUUCUGCGACCAAAUUAAAAAUCUUUUUACAAAGCAGUGCCACAACGCCCGAGAAUUUAUUCGCAUUAUUGGAAAUAUUCAUGAAAGCGGUGAAGCGUUAGUAUCGGUAGAAGACGUAUUUAUGUACUGCCACUGCGAUCGAGGUUAUCGAAGACUUCAAGUCGAGCCUUGGACUGAUGGGUGGUAUGCUUUCGUCUUCCAGUGUGCGUAG